AUAAAAAUAAGAAGAGAUGGAUUCAAAAAAAUUAAGUAAAAUAAUAGAGUUAAUUUUCUUAUCGAUUGCAGUAAAAUAUUAAUGAAUAAUAUAAGUGGUUAUCAGUGCUAGCUUGUUUGAUUAGAACAGAUUUUAAUUUUCCAUUUGCUUUCUUUUGUUAUUAUUUAUGGAUAUCAAGAGAUGAUAAAGCUAAUUCUUUAAUGGUAAUGAUAAAUUGAUAUAUUUAUAGUUAAUGGUAUUGAAUGGAAUCUUAAUUUUGGUUGAUUUAAUUUGGUUAUUGUCAGUUGGAUCAAUUUGGACUGCUACAGAAAAAAAUAAUCCAGUUUGGGGAAAAUUACAUGGUCUUCAUGUAUUUGUAAUAUUUAUUAGUAUUGUAAAUGCUUUAUUAAAAGUAUAAUAAUAGAUUAUUUAAUGAUUAGGUUGGAGCAAUUGUAGCAAUAAAUUCUUAUAGAGGAAAUUAAUAAUAAGUUGGUAAUUAAUAAAAUAAUAAUAUAAGCUGGUCCAGUUGGAAGUUAGAAUCCAUAAUAAAGCGGAUUUAAUGAUAUGUCUUAAAAUAGAUAAUAACCAUAUGCAUAAUUUUGA
Molecule: messenger RNA, 582 nt
Organism: Paramecium sonneborni
Lineage: Eukaryota; Ciliophora; Oligohymenophorea; Peniculida; Parameciidae
Source: the annotation of a GenBank genome assembly